UGGCUGGAGAGCAGUUUCCCUGUGCGCUGUCACGUGGCGGGACUGCCGACCUUCCUCAAGGAGGCGGGGCCAGGGCGCUGUCACGUGACAGCACCGACCCAAUUCUUUCCUCAAGGAGGCGGGGCGAAGGUGCACAGUCACAUGACGCCACCCGUGCGCUCAUGUUCGUUUACCAGGAGGCGGGGGCGGGGCGCGCUGUCACGUGACGGGACCGCCAGGCACGACCGUUUGCUCCGCAGGAAGCAGGGAGGGCGCCGCCAUGGCCGACAACGGCCCGCCGGACGCCGGCACCGUGCAGGUGCUGCAGGACCUGGCCAACCGCCUGCGCAUCCAUUCCAUCAGGGCCACGUGUGCCUCCGGCUCCGGCCACCCCACGUCGUGCUGCAGCGCCGCCGAGAUCGUGUCGGUGCUCUUCUUCCACACGAUGAGGUACAGGCAGACGGAGCCGCGGCACCCCGACAACGACAGAUUCAUCCUCUCCAAGGGCCACGCGGCGCCACUCCUCUACGCCGCCUGGGUGGAGGCGGGCGGCGUCGACGAACCCGACCUGCUGAACUUGAGGACAAUCCACUGUGACCUGGAGGGGCAUCCCACCCCCAGACUGCCGUUUGUCGAUGUGGCGACAGGGUCGCUGGGACAGGGGUUGGGGGCCGCGUGCGGCAUGGCUUAUACCGGCAAGUACCUGGACAAGGCCGGCUACCGCGUGUUCUGCCUCAUGGGCGACGGCGAAUCUUCGGAAGGCUCUGUCUGGGAAGCGUUGGCCUUUGCUUCCCACUACAGUUUGGACAAUCUCGUGGCAGUCUUCGACGUGAACCGCCUGGGACAAAGUGGCGUCACGCCCCUGAAGCACUGCACAGACGCCUAUCGGAGUCGCUUGGAGGCCUUUGGGUGGAACACUUACUUAGUGGAUGGCCACGAUGUGGAGGCGUUGUGCCACGUGUUUUGCCAAGCAGCUCAAGUGAAGAACAAGCCCACUGCCAUAGUUGCGAAGACCUUCAAGGGCCGGGGGAUUCCAAACGUUGAGGAUGCAGAAAAUUGGCAUGGAAAGCCAAUGCCAAAAGAAAGAGCAGAGGAAGUCAUCAGACUCAUUGAGAGUCAGAUCCAGACCAACCGGAAUCUCAUUCCAAACCCCCCUGUUGAAGGUUCCCCUCAAAUCAGCAUUACGAAUAUAAAAAUGAGCUCUUUGCCUGAUUAUAAAGUGGGUGACAAGAUAGCGACUCAGAAAGCGUAUGGUUUGGCUCUGGCUAAAUUGGGCCGUACAAAUGGGAGAGUUAUUGUCCUGGAUGGUGAUCCAAAGAACACCUUUUGUGAGAUAUUCAAGAAAGAACACCCCGACCGUUUUAUUGAGUGUUUCACUGCAGAACAAAACAUGGUAAGUGUGGCGCUGGGCUGUGCCACACGUGGUCGAACCAUCGCCUUCGUCACUACCUUAGCUACCUUUUUGACCCGAGCAUUCGAUCAGAUCCGGAUGGGAGCCAUCUCUCGAACCAACAUCAAUCUCAUUGGUUCCCACUGCGGGCUGUCGGUGGUUGAGGAUGGACCCUCCCAGAUGGCCCUCGACGAUCUAGCCAUGUUCAGAAGCAUUCCUAAUUGCACUGUUUUCUAUCCGAGCGAUGCGGUCUCAACAGAGCACGCUGUUUAUCUGGCUGCCAAUACCAAAGGAAUGUGCUUCAUUCGAACCAGCGGACCAGACACCGCAGUUAUUUAUACCCCAGGAGAAAAUUUUGAGAUCGGACAGGCCAAGGUUGUCCGCCACAGCAGUAAUGACAAAGUUACAGUUAUUGGCGCUGGAGUUACCCUGCAUGAAGCCUUAGUGGCCGCUGAUGCUCUUUCUCAACAAGGUAUUUCUGUCUGUGUCAUUGACCCGUUUACCAUUAAACCCCUGGAUGCUGCCACCAUUAUCUCCAAAGCGAAAGCCACAGGCGGCCGGGUUAUCACGGUGGAGGAGCACUGCCAAGAAGGGGGCAUUGGGGAAGCUGUAUGCGCGGCUGUCUCAGGGGAGCCCGGCAUCCACGUUCAUCACCUGGCAGUGUCGGCAGUGCCUCCAAGUGGGAAACCUAGUGAAUUGCUGGAUAUGUUUGGAAUCAGCGCUAGACACAUCAUAGCGGCUGUGAAAAAUACUUUAAUGAACUAAAAUAGGCGAUUUCUUUAAAAGUCUGUCUGUUAGCAUGAGCCUUAAAACACUGGUAUGUUUCUGUUACUUUCAUGAUUGUUGUUACAAAGCUGUCAUUUGUAUCUUUCCCGUUGUGCCUUAGUUUAUUGGUUUUUUUCAACAAAGCCGUGUAACACCUUUCUUCAUUCCUAAUUCAGAAAUUCAAGUCAACUAUCUUUCUCUUAAGCUGUGAGUAUGUAUACAAAUGUCACUAUCACUUUUGAAUUAUUAAAGUGAGUGAUAAUAUUUUCAGUUGCAGAAUAGUAAACAAAACAACCACCUAAGGAAAGUUUCCUGCUAAGACUGCAAAUCAUUGACUAGGCUGGAAUCAACGUAGGGGUAACAGUUUCUUAAAUGCGUGUAAUUUCUUUGGAUGGAAAGAAGAUGUGAAUUUAAUUGUAGACUUCAGAAGCCUAGGUUUAGAAGUGAGUGUGAGCUUUCAUGUAAUGCCAUCCUCCCUGCAGCUUCUGGGAUGUUUGACUGCAGUUGCCUUGGAAUUUCCUCUGAAGUUUGCCUUCAUCUCUCCUGCAGUUUAGAGACUGAAGGGCAGCGAUAAAAUCUCUGCUGAUGUACUUGCAGUGACUUCUGUUCUGUAAAAAUAUAAAAGCCUAACUAGUUCUACUUUGCACGCUACACGAUUUUGUGAGGUUUCAGAAAUAUUUCAUUUUCUCUG
Molecule: messenger RNA, 2825 nt
Organism: Vicugna pacos (alpaca)
Lineage: Eukaryota; Metazoa; Chordata; Mammalia; Artiodactyla; Camelidae
Gene: TKTL2
Product: transketolase like 2
Molecular function (GO): thiamine pyrophosphate binding; transketolase activity
Source: RefSeq, a predicted model, not a curated record